CUGUCUCUCCCCGUCUCUGCAACUCGGAGGUGAGAAGGGGGAGAGGAAGAGGCAGGCAGAGCCUAUAAAAAGUGGCCAUCUAAUUUGCUGCUGAUUAAUAUAUAUACAUACAUAUAUACAUACAUACAUACAUAGCGAAACACCUUCCCCUCGUACUCUGCCAGACCUCCCCUACUCCUCCUCCUCAUCAUCAUCUCAACCUCUGUCUCUCUCUGUCUCUCUUCCCCCGGCCGGCGCCGUUCUCUCCGCCGAUCAAAUGGUCACCGAGGAACAUAACGCGACAAGGGCGGUCUUAACGGCGCCGCUGACGUUGGACGGAGAUUCGGACGUCAAUUACGGGGCGCCCAAUCUGCUGCAACGCGUCCUCAGUGUCCUGAAGAGUGUACGGCCAGGAUCAGAUCUCACCCACUUCCAACUGCCCCCUACGUUCAACCUCCCGAAAUCACAGCUCCAGUGUUUCGGGGAAUCGGUUUUCUGCUUCGGGAAGGAUUACUUAAGCAAAUGCGCCAGUGCCGAGAGCCCCCUGGAUCGAUUGACAUCGGUCGUUGCAUGGAGCAUCUCUACUGCAGCCCGUCCAAUGGUCUUUGGCGUCGCUCCGUACAACCCGAUUCUUGGGGAGACCCACCACGUCUCCAGGGGCAAUCUUAAUGUUCUGCUCGAACAGGUUUCCCAUCACCCACCAGUCUCUGCUCUCCAUGCAACCGAUGAUCAAAAACAACUUGAGAUGAUUUGGUGUCAACAUCCUGUUCCCAAAUUUUUUGGCACUUCAGUAGAGACGGAGGUACAAGGAAAGAGGCAACUGAAGCUCCUAAAGUACGGGGAAACUUAUGUCAUGAACUCCCCCAAGCUGCUGAUCCGGUUCUUGCCCGUUCCCGGCGUCGAUUGGGUUGGCCACGUUCAGAUCACUUGCAAGGAAACGGGUCUCGAGGCUGAACUAUCUUACAAGUAUAGCAUAUUUGGCGGGAGGAACCAUAGAUUGAUCAAGGGCAAGAUCAUUGACUCGUCAUCUUCCAAGACAAUAUACGACAUCGAAGGGCAUUGGGACAGGACUGUCACGAUCAAGGACGUCAGCAGUGGGAAACUUCGGCUCAUCUACGAUGCGAAGGAAGCCAUUUCAGGGCUGAGUACUCCUUAUGUAGAGGAUCCAAAGGGCAUCUCAGAAAGAGAAUCGGCCGUGGUGUGGGGCGAGGUGAGCCGGGGGAUUCUGGGGAAGGAGUGGGAGAAGGCAAGGGAAGCAAAGAGAAGUGUUGAGCAGAGGCAGAGGGAGCUCCAAAAGGAGAGGGACUCAAGAGGAGAGAAAUGGGCUCCUAAGCACUUCACUGUGACUCACAGCAAGGAAGAUGGGUGGGAUUGCAGUCCCAUUGAAAGUCAGGUCCAUCCAGCUCCUAUAGCUGUUCCCUUGUGAAUACCGGAAAAAGAAAUCCGGAGAUUCGCUCUUCUCGUACAGAAUCUGACACAUUGGCCCGUAUAACCCUUAUGGCGAGAAACAGCAGGCCUUGCUUGCAGGUUACAGAUUCGUAAACGGUGGAUAUCAUACGGAUGUUAUGCUCUCGGUCGUGGGGAACGAUCAGCGAUGCAACAAAAUGCGUUAUUUUUCUUCACUUGAAGUUCUCCUAGUUUUUUCCUAUUAUGAUUUUAGCGUUUUAGGAUUUCUACUGAAGGAAUAUCAGCAGUAAAACACAUUCAUCAUUGAAUACAUGGAGUUUGCCUAGGACUA
Molecule: messenger RNA, 1717 nt
Organism: Punica granatum (pomegranate)
Lineage: Eukaryota; Viridiplantae; Streptophyta; Magnoliopsida; Myrtales; Lythraceae
Source: RefSeq, a predicted model, not a curated record